Molecule: messenger RNA, 5234 nt
Organism: Culex quinquefasciatus (southern house mosquito)
Lineage: Eukaryota; Metazoa; Arthropoda; Insecta; Diptera; Culicidae
Gene: wwk
Product: anoctamin-8
Exons: 21
Coding region: 992-4585 (1197 amino acids)
Biological process (GO): chloride transmembrane transport
Cellular component (GO): plasma membrane
Molecular function (GO): chloride channel activity
Source: RefSeq, a predicted model, not a curated record
CUCCGGGUACGGUUCUUCCGUGACGUGUGUUACGCAUAUGGUCCGCGCGCCCUGUUCCCACACCCUUGAAACAGAAGGAAAUUUUUCAACCCGCUGGAGAGUGUUUUGGCUGGCUGGUGUCUUUGUCCUCCUGCGAGGACUCCGACCAACGUGUGUGUGUGUGUGUUUGUGUGUGUCCUGUGCGUGGGAAGAUUGUUACGGGUCAGUCCCGAUGGGCGUGUGAGACCAACUGGGCAAGUGGUUAUAUCAUCAAAGUAAGGCUUCGCGGAUCUUGCUCCGUCCUGAUGUCUCGGGACGGAACCAUCGCGACGACGGCAGUGUCGUAAUCGAUCCAGAAACAAGAGUAAAUUGCGGCGCAAUCGAUUGCCGAGCUUCAGGAGCAAAAGUGGUUAUCAAAAAGCUGUGUUGUGUUGUUCCUGGCGUGGUGAAAUUGAGGAAAAAUCGGGUUUUCCUUCGGUGGAAAAGUCUGUGAAAAGUGGGCUAACGUUCCGCUGACGUAAGGCCACGGUGGAAGCGAUAAAGGAAGAUAAUCGCUUUUUACGAUUUUUUUGCCUGCUCCUACGACGUUGUGUUCCGAACAUGGCAGCAUAAAUUUUAGAACGCGGGUGGAAAAUUCGCGCCUGGGUGUGUGUGUGUGCGUGUGGGUGGGUGGCUUUGUUGUGGUUCGAUACCCCUAUAAAAGAGAAGCAAUAUCUACGUGCGGAUGCAAAAGGUCAAAAGUUUCGUAUGUGUUUUGAUUGGUGCAAGUGAUUAAAACCCACCGGGAUAGUGUGCAGGUAGCGAUUCUCAUUCUAAUCCAGCAAGGAAUACCCAACAACGAAAAAGGCCCACUUUCAACCCUUCACAAUCGGAUAUGUAACGCCGUCGUAAACAGCCAUCCAGAAUAUCAAACCAAAUCGAUAGUGGGUGGUACAAGUGCUAGUUCACAUCCCUUUUACAUCCAUCCUCGCCAAGAAACCAAGAAAGAACACAAACUCGUACGGCGGCGGCCAUGGAUCAGCAUCCGCUGCUGCUGGCGAACGAGAGCAUCCACGACAGCGGAAUCAUCGAGGAUGUCCACCAGGAGUCGGAGUGCGACACCGGAAACGAGGAGUACGGCGACGAGAGCAACCUCGAGUCCAACUUGCGGAGGCGAAAGGGGAAAAUUAUCUCGUGCGUGGAAAAUGCCUCGAGACUGAUCCGGCGGCGAGUGCCUUGCGCAGGACACCUAAUGACUCCCCGACGCCUCUGGCUGAACAAAAUUCCGACCCAGUGCGAUGUGGUGAUUGAAUUUCCAGAGGAUGCACCGGAUGAUGCCCUCCGAUGGCUGCUGAAUAAGAUUAAGACGUCCCCACCGGAAGGCUUAGGAUUGUCGGCAAUGGUGAGAGCACACGACAGUACAAAACGGACGGCGUUCUACGUCACGGCGCCGAUGAAUGUACUGUUCAAGGCGGCCGAGGAGGCACGUCUGCCGAAACGACUCCGGACGGACCUGGGCGGAGCGCUGAAGGAGUUCACCAAGCGGGAAAGUCACUGUUUUGCCCAAACGAAGGACAGCGAAGGUGCGAACACGUUGUUCACCUCCCAGGAGCGCCAGUGGCUUGUACUACAGGUGCUGCAAGGACUCAGGGCAGGAGUUUCGGAUCUGAAGGCCCUGCAAGGACGGGCACAGGUCGAGGAAGGCCAGAGCAUAGUGGCCGCCUGGCAGGAACUGGGCCUGAUAACACAAGUGUUUCCCUUACACGAAACAAGCGCCUUACAGCAGCUACAGUCGAGCUGGGUACGGAAGUUUUUUGCGCCGCAACCGUUAGACGACAUUGCUGCGUACUUUGGAGUGAAAGUGGCUUUAUACUUUGCGUGGCUGGGCCAUUACACGUGUGCACUGUGUGUUCCGGCCGUCCUGGGUACGAUACUGUACGCCGGCCUGUGGGGCCGUGGCCAGACGGCACAGGACAUUGGCCAUGUGAUUUUUUCCCUGUUCAACGUGGCGUGGGCGUCCCUGUAUCUGGAGGCCUGGAGGCGCUACUCGGUCGAGUUGGCCUUCCGGUGGGGCACGCUGUCUACCCCUCCGGAACUGCUCGAACCACCGAGACCACUGUACAAGGGUCCACUGGAGGAAAGUCCCGUCACGGGACGGCUGGAGCCCAGGGAAACGCCGGCCUGGCAGCGACGUGCGUUCCGGUAUCUAGUUAGUUUUCCAAUUAUUGGGCUCUGUUUAGUGCUAGUGUUUGUAGUGAUGUUCCUAAUGUUACGACUACAGGAUUGGCUCGAUCAGCACUCUCCAAAUUCUAACGGUGCCCUCUGGGAUUGCAUGUGCAUGGCGUCAAAGGACUGGUGGGACGAGAAACUCCCCGAGCAGGGCAUUUUCAGCUGUUUGAGUGUGAUACCGAAGGUCCUCCUGGCCGGCGCCAUCACCCUGAUGGACGAGGCGUACUACAAGUUGGCCGUCUGGCUCAACGACAAAGAGAACUAUCGGCUGCAGUCCAAGUACGAGAAUCAUCUUAUCGGCAAGGUGGCCCUGUUUCAGUUUGUCAACAGCUUUCUGUCGCUGUUCUACAUCGCGUUUUAUCUGCGAGAUCAAGAUAAGCUGAAGGAGCAACUGGCUGGUUUGCUCAUAUCGCGCCAGAUUAUCGGGAAUCUCCGAGAGUCCGCAUGGCCGUACCUGGUGGAGCAGUGGAAGCUGGCCAAGCUGAGUUUCAAGCUGUGGGGAGCGUUGAGUCCAACGCAGGAAUUGCCACCCCCAAUGAUUGAGAACAAACAGGUCAAUGAAGGCAAAGGAUCUUCGGAGUGCACCUCUUCUACACCGAAAAGGUCUAUCGGGCAAGCUGAGGUCGAGAGUUCUCUGUACAAAUACGAUGGAACCUUUUCGGACCACCUGGAGAUGCUGGUCCAAAUGGGCUACGUGGUUCUGUUUUCGGCAGCAUUCCCUCUGGCUGGACUGUGCGCCUUGGCUAACAAUUUGCUGGAGAUUCGAUCUGAUGCGUUCAAACUCGCACAUGUACAUCAGAGGCCUUUCGGGCAGAGAGUGGCCAACAUUGGCACCUGGCAGAAUGCCCUCGGAAUGCUCGGGCUGGCAGCUGUGAUCGUAAACUGUGCCCUGAUCGGACUGUCCGGACAGGUCUCGCGACUAUGGCCCGGAUUGACCUCGACACAAACAGUUAUUCUGAUUGUGGCCCUCGAGCACGUGAUGCUUGGUCUGCGAUCAGCUCUAACCUGGCUCCUUCCGGAACUUCCAUCGUGGCUGGCCGCUGAAAUAGCCCGUGCCGAGCACUGUCGUCGAGAGAUGCAAUGCAAGGGCCCCUCUCCCCGGCAGACCCCUCCAUCUCCACCGUCGUCCACAUCCCUCUCGCACCACGAUCACGACUUCAACAGCAACCAGGACAUCUACGACAAAACGGAACAAUCCGUUGGCAGAUUUCACAUCUUCCCUAGUCACGAUAUUCAGGAGAACGAAAUGGAACGGGUCCCGUUGGCGGGCAGCUUGGCGACCAAGCUGGACAAUCUAACCAGUAGCGGCGGCCAUCAAUCCCAAUCGCAAUCCCACCUUCAGCCCCACCAGAAAGAACCUCGCAGCAGCAACGACAACAUCGACAUCUUCGCAACGGAAACACGAGAGGUCACACCGGAUUCACCGAUCUCGCAGACCAGCACAGUAUUAUUACGACCUCUCCAAGACUCUCCCCUUAGUGGUCAAUCAGCACAAACUGUUGCAUUAGAAUCUACACAGAACUCAGGUGCAUGCCCAAUGAAGCCAAGCAUUAAGCUCGCUGCAAUUCCGCCAUUCCGGGGACAGUCGAUGAAGCACAGUUAUAGUAUUUACGAUAAGCGAAGCAUCAACCUCGGUGAAACGAUGAGUCCCCGAGUUUCGUCGCAGCCUAUCCAGAUUCCAGAGAUUCCACCUUUCCGCAAGCAAGCACACUCCACCAUGCACUCGCCCGUCAGCCAGAGCCCCCAGAAUCUGGGCCUGGUGAACGCUUCACCACCUAGAAUAGCGGAAAUUCCGCCCUUCCGGCCUCGCAUCCGGUCCAAGGAGUGGAUGCCCAACAUCGAGCACACCGAACAUCAUCUCACGAUCGGGCCCAGUGGAGGCGCCGAGUGGGCGAAACGUUUGAAGGCGGCCGAUCCUUCCAUUAUUCACAGAAGCACCGACUGUAUUGUAGCGAAGCAACAAGAACUGGCCUCCGGAUCCGACUCGGAGCUGAUGAAGGCAGCCCCCUCGUGGAACAACAUGGCACCCAAAACGGUCGAUCAGCCCGGCACCAGUACGAGCGCACCGUCCGUCAAGGCCCAAACCGAAGAGGAAGCGGCCAAAGCCGCAGCCGAACUGGCCGCGAAAAAGUCCCGCAUCAAGCAGAGUCUGGUCAAGCGGGCCCGAUCGGUGGCGAUCUUCUCGCUGAAGCUGAAGGAGCAACGCGCGAAACGUGCCGAAAAGGCCGCCCAGGAAGCUAGGGACGCCCUUCCACCGCCACCUCCGGGCGGAGAGCUAUCGCUAAUUCCCAUCGAGCAGCUGAUCCAGGUGGACGAUGUCCUGAACCAGCGAAAUCUGAACCACGGCGGGGGUCACAACAACCACCACAGCAGCAGUGCCGGGUCGGGCAGUACGUAAGGUAACUUGCCAGGUUGAUCCUCAACUUUGUACAGCAGAAUGUAAGGCGCACAUGCACUGUAAAAUAAAAAAAAGGGCAGACAAUUACGACCGUUACGCGAUGCGGCGGCGGCUGCUGUUGCCACCAGGUGAUAAUUGCGCGCAAGUGGACGACGAGUUGAAUGGUCCUGUAAAAAUACGAGUAAAGAAUCAAGGGAACGAACCAUUUGAGACAGACAUAUUUUAUCCGUAGCUCUUGUGCAGUAGUGAUUCGGUGUUUACUUUUUAGAGUAGUUAAUUGCAAGCGAGGAGAGUAGCAAGGUUGAUCGCGAGACAUCAGGGAGGAUAUUUUUAAGGGACGAGAUCCUCAACGUAGAAUGGCCGUUACAGCGGAGCGGAAAAGCCCGAGGUCAAUAAGCGCAGAAGAUAUCGAGCGACAAAUACGAAGUUUUGCAAAAGCGGUUUUGGGUGCUUCUAUACAGUAUUAAGAAAGCCAUAGUUGGUAAUGGAUCGAUUCAGUACACACACACAUACACAAAAAAAACAUACACACUCAUGAACAUAACAACACAUUACAGACAGUUUUUGAAACGGAAAGGCGUGAUACUAGUUUUGGGAAUACUUUUACAAAAAAAAUGAUUAGCGCGGUUACGAGGCAAGACUAGCAAAA